GAAUUUAACUUUCAUAGCAACACCUUCAAAAACAUAUUGACUUCCUUUGGUUCAUAUAGUUUUUUUAGCCAAUAGAAGAGUUUAUCUUACAGUGUAAGAAAGCACUAUUGGAAACUUCCAGGAACAUACUUUGUGAGAAGGCAACCACUUUGCAAAGAAAUGAUGUAAGAAGUAGUAAAGCUAAGUUCCGAAUUCUUAUUUUGAGCAUAUUGCAAAGAAUUUCUCACUUUUCAUUUAUGUUUGAAUUGCAUGUCAAAGAAACAGUUUUUGAUUGCAAGCCGCCAAGUGUUUUGUUGUUUUUGUCAUUGAUGAUUUUUGAGAGUUGGCUGAGGCAAUUAGAAAAGCCAAAUUGGUUGACAGCUCGGCUCGCAUCUUAGACAAUGCGCCAACUUGGAGUUUACGAGUAGCUCUGUGAAAGUUGAUGGGCCACCUGUCCGUACCAAAAAGAUUGGUUGUAACAUAAUAUCUUUUGACAUUUAAAUGUUGACCAUUCAUCGUCUUGCCAUACAAGUACCAAUAAACAUAUAAACAUGUUAACUUUAUACCAGCAGUGUUGUCAAUUGGUCGGAAAACUUGAUUGCCUAUAGUCUGAAUCUCUCCUUAACUAGCAUAUGACAGCAGGUUUAAUAAGGUUGGCUGUCAGUUACUUUUGGAUCAAAUCUUUGUUGUGAUGAUAGAAUUUUGAAACCUAUUUGUCAUUAAGACUUAAUCAAUCAAUACAGAAUUUUCAGUACUUUCCUAAUUAUGGACGAAAUCGUUCUGUCAUGCCAGGAUCGCGUUCAGUAUGAAAAUAGAUCAGAUUCAAAUUGGUGCAGUGGCUCGAAUGAAGUUGGACACAGAGGUAGUGGGUCACACAGUCGUUCUUCAGAAACUCAGAUAAACUCAACGGAUAUUACUGUUGGAUUUUCAGAGGGAGCUAACAUAAAAGUAGAAGAAGAGAACACAAGUGAAGAAGGCACUCGUUACGAAGAAGACACCAGAGAGAAAUCAAAGGAGCGGAAACGUGGAACUUUUCCAAAAAUUGCCACGAAUAUCUUGAAAUCAUGGCUUUUUCAGCAUUUAUCGCACCCGUACCCUUCUGAAGAGCAGAAGAGAAUGCUAACAAGUCAAACUGGAUUGACCUUUCUACAAGUCAAUAACUGGUUUAUCAACGCAAGAAGACGAAUCGUGCAACCUAUGAUUGAGAAGUCAGCACGUCUUGGAAAGCCAGCCAUUGCUGGUACGUUUAAAACAAGAAAACGGAAGGCUGAUGAGAUUGGCCCACAUUACCCUAAUGUUAGCCAUUACCCAAUCAUAUAUCAACAAGAUCAGCAUUUCCCGAAUGUUCAUACCGGCUACUAUCAAGAAGAUACUGCUAGUCAAAGCUACUACAAUCCGCGCCCAUACUUUCCUUACAUGGAACCUUCUACAGGCUCUUCAACACAGAGCAGCAGUCUUUCUCGUUGCCAGGUUUUACCGUUCUCCCAUCGUACUCAUAGCGUGUCACCUUCCUUCCACACGACAAAUUACCAUGGAGGUAUUCUGACACCGCCUGCAGGCAACUUCGCUCACCAUACAUAUCAUAUUGCGCAUCAAUCUGUUCUACCACACUCGAGUCAGCCCGGAAUACCGACACACCCACCAAUGUCCGACCCGAUUUUUGAUCCUCAUUACUAGAACAACUUAACCUUUGUGAAUUCUAAUUUUCAUUUAGUAAUAAUACUGCAUGUUUCCAACAGAAAAACAAUUUUAUCACUUUCACUGUUGAUGUAACAUUUUAAGCUAAAGUGAAGGACAGCAUCGAAAAAUGACAGUCCAAAUCUUGUUAUUCUAGCUUUUGUGGAAAAUUAUCGAAUCAUGUAAAGUUUUACAACAGAAUUUGAUUUUCAUACGAAUUAAGGAAAUUCAGAUUAUCUGGCAGCUUAAUUUUCUUGUUGUGAUUUUAAUUAUACACUGGGUAAAUAUUAAAAUGCGAUAAUUUACAUCUCUUUUCUGAAUUUUAAAAUUUUAGCAUCUAGUAAGAACUAUAUUUUUCAGUCAAAUUAACAAAUGUGGUCAAAUAUGGACUGAAUAGUAAAUAGCCGAUAAAGCAAGUCAAUAAAGUAAUACAAUUACUUAUUGCAUUUCAUAUUCAAAUCGCCAAUAUUUAUGACAAUAUUUCUGCAAAAUUAGCAAAGGCUACACAAAAGUAUUUUAAAAAUGCAUUUCUUGCUAGGUGUUACAAUUACAUGAUACUUCUCUAUGUUAAAGAUCAAUGUAUGGAAAAUAUUCCGAGCAUAAUAUUUAGUUUAAAUGGAUGAAAUUCAAGUUACUGCAAAUAUUUUGUAAUUUUGUCGAUUAUUGAAUUGUAGACGGAAAAAAAUCGAAGUCAUUUGACGUAACAUGUCAUUAUAUUAAAAAAGACUUCAUCUUAUCAAAUAGCCAUUGACAAUACGUUCGAUAUUUCUCAAAAUGUAAACUUAAUUUUAUUAUAUCAUUUUUAAUUUCCAGUCCAUCAGUUAUAGCAGGACAUUAGCCUAGAAGCUCUUUUAUUCAUGUAGAGGGCAUUUUGAAAUUUUGUGGCAUACUGCUACUUCAUUUUAAAAACAAAUUUGCCUAAAACCUGUUUUCAGGAUUUAUUUUUAGAUAUUUUAGCUGGUUGAAGUGAACGUUUUAGCUCUUAGAUUAUAGUUUUUUUUAAAUCAAAGUUCAAAACUUGAUUAUGUUGCCUAAGAUAUGUAAAACUUAAGUAUGAAUUUGUCAGCAUCAAAUGCUUUUAGUAUCAAUUAAUAAUCGUUUAUUUUCUUCUUGAUAUUUCUUAUCUUGGUCCUAGAUUCAUCUAAUGAAACAUUAGGAGCUUGUUGCCUUUGAAUUCAGUCAUGAUAUUGACAAAUCGAUAUUGUAACAAAUUGGAUUGCACUACACAUUUUAUGUUUGAGCCUAGAUCAUUCGUAGAACCUUACUUUAAGUUCAUGUAAAAAGCACCUAUGUUAUUCUUCACACAAAUGGAGCCCAAAAUAUAAUUGAAUGCUCGGUGGAAGGCACACAUAGGAAUAUACUGUAAUUGCAUGAACCAUUCAAGCAUUUCGAACUAUUUAACUAAACUUUCUAGAGGCAUUUGUUAUUUUGAUACAAAUAUUCAACACGACCCUAACUUGUUGUUCUCGGAACAACUGGUCCUAAUUAGAGGGUUCUAAAUUAAUGUCUUCAUCAUUCACUUGAAUAAUUGUAACAUAAUUACGUAAACUUCAGCAAUCAGCAAUAAUCUUUAAAUUACUUGAUAUUCAAGCUGGAAAGAAAGAACAGUGAAAAACAGUCACCCACAUUAUCAUGAU
This is a messenger RNA of Rhopilema esculentum, 3293 nucleotides long. Its product is annotated as homeobox protein unc-62. Gene Ontology annotation, biological process: regulation of DNA-templated transcription. The record is from RefSeq and is a predicted model, not a curated record. Lineage: Eukaryota; Metazoa; Cnidaria; Scyphozoa; Rhizostomeae; Rhizostomatidae. Gene Ontology annotation, molecular function: DNA binding.